This is a messenger RNA of Malassezia pachydermatis, 4224 nucleotides long. RefSeq names its product transcription regulatory protein. Lineage: Eukaryota; Fungi; Basidiomycota; Malasseziomycetes; Malasseziales; Malasseziaceae. Gene Ontology annotation, molecular function: transcription corepressor activity. The transcript is spliced from 3 exons. Gene Ontology annotation, biological process: negative regulation of transcription by RNA polymerase II. The coding region runs from base 1 to 4224 and encodes 1407 amino acids. Gene Ontology annotation, cellular component: Sin3-type complex; chromatin. The record is from RefSeq and is a predicted model, not a curated record.
AUGGCCACGUUAAAUGUACGCGAUGCAUUAUCGUAUCUGGACCAGGUGAAGGUCCAGUUUACGGAUCAUCCAGAUGUAUACAAUCGGUUUCUUGAUAUUAUGAAAGACUUUAAGAGCCAGACCAUUGAUACGCCGGGUGUCAUUGAGCGUGUAUCAACGCUGUUCCGUGGCCACCCCAGUCUGAUUCAAGGCUUUAAUACGUUCCUGCCGCCUGGCUAUCGUAUCGAGUGCAGCAUGGAUCCGCACGAGGGCAGUGUCAUUACCGUCACGACGCCCAAUGGUACGACCACCCAGACGCUGGGUGGAUCGUUGGGGCCGUCUGGUGUGCCUCGCAAUGGAAAGAUGGAGGGGUCGGCACCGCCGCCAGCCCCCGGCAAUGGCCCUCCGCCGCCUUCGUCGUCGUCCUCGUUGAGCGGCAGUGCGAAUGGGCCUGGUGCUUUGAUGCACGACGCACCGGCUACUGCACGUCCCGGUGGCGGCUAUGCGCCUGGCCCGAGCGAGUACAUGGAUCGCGCUCCGUUGCCGCCGGGUGUCUCGCGGGGUGGCCCACCCCCGCCACCGCCGGGUCUGAAUGCAGGGAAUGGCAGUGCGUAUGGCCCUGGUCCCGGUGCGCCGCCGCCUCCGCCGCCUGGUGCACCGAUGGGCUACGAGCCGAUGGGCCGUGGCGUACCUCCGCCGCCCCCGUCCGGGGGGGCAGAGACAGCGCCACGCCCGCCUGUGGAAUUCAACCAUGCCAUCAACUACGUAAACAAGAUCAAGCAGCGUUUCAGUGGCGAUCCAGAUACGUACAAGCAGUUCCUUGAGAUUCUGCAGACGUACCAGAAAGAACAGCGGCCCAUUCAUGAGGUGUAUGCCCAAGUGACGGUGCUCUUUGAUCAUGCCAAGGACCUGCUGGAAGAAUUCAAGCAGUUCCUGCCGGACACAGGCGCACCGCCAGGUGGCGGGGGGGGUCUGUUUGGCAUGCUGGGCCACGUGACAAAUGGGAUGGGCCCCGGAGGAGGACCGGACGGUAUGCCGCCUGGCGCUGCGCCGCCGUACGAGCCAGGGGCGGGCCGGCUUCCGCCGCCGCCGCCUCAUAGCAGUGCGGUGAGUAGUGGCAGUGGAAGUGCCAGUCGCAAGAAGCGCAUGGCCGACGAAGCGCAAGCCGAGGCGAUGUCGAUGCCGCUAAAGAUGGUCGGUGGCAGCAGUGCCAGCGCCGGGCGGAAACGCUCGAAGAAAUCCGAAGGCCCGUCGGGGGCGAUGCCUCCGCCACCGCCAGGGGCGCCGUACAUGCCGAUGCCCGGGCCAGGCGAGGCGAUGGGCGAGGCUGUGUAUCCGCCUGGUGCACCGAUGCCGCCAGGCUACGAGCCCAUGCCGCCGGAAGGCUACUUGCCGGCGGGGGCCAUGUACGGUAUGCAGACGUACCCGCCUCCGCACAUGAUGGGCGGUGGUGAUAUGAUGCCUAUGCCGCCGAUGGCGACGAUGGAUGAGGUGGCAUUCUUCGAGCGUGUGAAGAAGCACAUUGACGAUCGUGCGACGUACCUGGACUUUUUGAAGCUGCUCAAUCUGUACACGCAGGAUGCGAUUGAUGUCGCGACGUUGGUUGACCGUGCGUCGUUGUUCCUGGGCGGUCGUCCUGAGCUGCUGCAAGCGUUCAAGACGCUGUGUGGCUACGAUAUGGGCCGCCAUGGAUGGCUUGAGCAGGACGAUCCCGUGCUGGAGAAUGUGCCGGCACUGGAGCGAGAGCGUUUCGAUUUGUCGACACAGAAGUCGUGUGGUCCGUCGUACCGCAAGCUGCCGGCCUCGGAGGUUAAUCUCUCAUGCAGUGGCCGCGAUGCGUUGUGCUGGGAAGUCCUCAACGAUGGAUGGGUGAGUCACCCUACCUGGGCCAGUGAGGGCGAGUCGUUUAACCCGCACAAGAAGAACGUGUAUGAAGAUGCACUGUACCGCAGUGAAGAGGAGCGUCAUGAGUACGACUACCAUAUUGAGGCGAAUCUGCGCACAAUUGCACUGCUUGAGCCGAUUGCAGCGCGCAUUGCCGCGAUGGACAAUGAGGAACGUGCCGCGUUCCGUCUCAAGCCAGGUCUCGGUGGACAGAGCAAGAGCAUUUACCAGCGCAUUAUCAAGAAGGUGUAUGGCCGCGACCAUGGCCUGGAGGUCAUUGCCGCGUUGCACGAUAACCCUGCCGUGGCUGUGCCUGUCGUCCUUGCGCGGCUCAAGCAGAAAGACGAGGAGUGGAAGCGUGCGCAGCGUGAGUGGAACAAGGUGUGGCGUGAAGUUGAUGCACGCAACUUUUACAAGGCACUGGAUCAUCAGGGUGUGAGCUUCAAGAGCACAGACAAGAAAGCCAUCACCCCGAAGGUGCUGGUCCAGGAAAUCGAGACGAUUUCGAGCACGCAACAGCAGCGCCGCCUUACAAUGGACCCCAGUCUGCCGCGCCUCGCGCCGCGUUUCCAGCUGGCCUAUGCGAUGGACGAUGCCGAUGUCGUGGCAGAUGUUUGGCAGCUGCUGGCGCACUACUUGGAACGCCCCUCCGCCGGGCUCAACCAGCAGGAACGCACGCGCAUUCGCACGACGUUGCAGGCCCUUCUUCCUCGUCUGUGGCACAUUUCGCCAGAGACGUUGGCCACAUGCUUUACCCCGAAAGCGCGGCUUGAUCAGUCGGCAGAGGCUGACGAGGAGGCGGACGAGGCCACAGACGGAGGCGCAGCGACCUCCGCGUCGCCUUCCGCCUCGGAGGAGGCUGAAACGACAGCCUCAGCGGCUGCGAAGCCUGCGUCGGUGGAUACGUGGCACAUUCAUACGCCGACGGCCCCGUCGUCGUCGUCGUCAUCAUCAUCGUCGUCGUCAACAGCCAUGACGUCACCGUCGAUCCACUUGUUUGGUAAUACGACGAUGUACGUGUUUGUGCGCCUCUUGCAUCUGCUGUACGAGCGCCUGCAUCGGCUGAAGGAGGCCAGUCGUCAGAUGGCCGACGCGACCGACGAAACGUGGUCGAAAGUCAAUCCCCUUGCGGCCGAGCUGGGCUUGAUGGACACGGCGACGGGCCCUGGCGGUCUGGUCAGCUCCAUUGCGGCCAAGCUGCCUGGCACGUUGGCCGCCUCGACUUCGGACGAUGGCAGCUCGGACGCCAUUGCCGAGGCGGAUCAGGCGGUGCUGCGUCUACAUCCCUCUCAGUUCUACCCGAUUGCCCUGGAGCUGAUUGUGCGUCUGCUCGACAAUGAUGUGGACCAAGCGUCGUUUGAAGAGGCGAUUCGGUUCAUGUUUACGCGCGAAGGCUACACCAUCUAUACCAUCGACAAGGUCAUGCAAGCCCUAUUCAAGACAUGUCUUACGAUGAGUGCGGACGCCAAAUGCCAAGCACUCCUAGCCAACUUUGAAUCGACGCAGCAGGCCUGUGACGAAAUGCGGACGACGUCAAAGGAGGAUGGCAAUGUCGCGAUGUACAAACACGUCAUCGCCUCGCGUAUGGAAGCCGAGCAUACCGUGGGCCGCGAUGAGCACUUGUUCCGAAUGGAAACGAAGCCGGCGCCUGUAGCACAGGGCGUGCUGCCGCCUUGUGAGCUGCGGAUUCAGUUGCUCUCGCACGACGACAUGACCCUGGAAGAUCCACAGGACGCCGAGCAGCGCUGGCUGCAGUACAUCGCGAGCUACUGUCUGUGGGCCCCCACCGAGGGUUUGUCGGCCAAGACCAGUGCGCCGCUGCUCCAGCGCACGCUCCCAGCGUCGCCAGAGACAGAAGUCGACCCCGAAGGAACGCGCUACCUCGUCAAGAACGGCUUGGACAUUCGUGUGUGCAUGAAGACGUACCGCCUGUUUUUCGUGCAGGAUACCGAGGACGUGUUUGCUCGUAUUCGCCCUGCGACGGCAACCGAAGCGCAUCGCGCGACGGCAGAAAAACAUGCCGCGUCACGGAAGCAGCGUUGGGACGAAUGGCUGCGUAUACGUCAUGACGUGAUGACCGAGACGCAGGCGGCGGCACAAGCGGCGACAGCUCCGGAGACGAGCGAAUCGGCAACGACGCAGCGAGUCGAGACGUCGGCUCCGACCGAGCCCUCGUCUAUGGCGCAGACUACAGAGCCUGCUGCGGAUGUCUCCAUGACAGACGUGGACGAGAAAGCCACGACCGCGGCGCCGACCAAUGACACGGCAGACACGGCCGCCACCUCGGCGCCAGCCGCAGAGCCUACGAUGGCGACGUCACACGAAGAACCGCCUCAAGCGCUGCCGGCUACGUCAACAUAG